Molecule: messenger RNA, 1797 nt
Organism: Penicillium brevicompactum
Lineage: Eukaryota; Fungi; Ascomycota; Eurotiomycetes; Eurotiales; Aspergillaceae
Product: putative ubiquitin ligase complex F-box protein GRR1
Exons: 3
Coding region: 1-1797 (598 amino acids)
Molecular function (GO): protein binding
Source: RefSeq, a predicted model, not a curated record
AUGCCUCGCCCACGAGAAGCUGGCCGGUAUCCGAGCGCAGCCCCUUCCGAAACCUCUGGAUCGACGUCACCAGAACGUGCCGCCGACGAUGACACCGACUUCUUCAUGGCUCAGGCCAACGACUCACAAUCAUCCAUCGGCGUCGCUAAUUUCCGCGACUCCCACCCGCAAAAUGUGCGUUCUGUGCCAUUGCCACCAAUCGGCCGUCUCCCACCUGAGAUCCUGAUCUCGAUCUUCUCUAAACUGGCCUCACCCGUGGACAUGCGUAACAGUAUGCUAGUAUGUCGGGGAUGGGCCUCAAAUGCAGUCGGAAUACUUUGGCACCGACCAUCAUGCAACACAUGGACCAACCUGGGAAGAGUGACGACAUCACUUGGGGAACCGAACAGCCUCUUCAACUACGCAGACCUCAUUAAGAGACUCAACUUGUCUGCAUUGUCACAUCAAGUGAACGAUGGCACGGUUGUCCCUUUCAACCAGUGUAAGCGCAUCGAGCGUUUGACACUGACAGGCUGUAAACAACUUACGGACAAAGGAGUUUCAGACUUGGUGGAGGGCAACCGACACCUGCAGGCACUGGAUUGUUCGGACAUCAAAAAUCUCACAGAUCGCACCAUUUAUUUGAUUGCAAAGGACUGUCCUCGGUUGCAGGGCCUCAACGUCACGAACUGUACAGCUCUCACCGACGAUGCAUUGUUCGAGGUGUCAAAAAAUUGCCGCCAAAUCAAGAGAUUGAAACUUAAUGGAGUCUGGGGUGUCAGGGACCAAUCCAUUCUAUCCUUCGCAGAAAAGUGUCCUUCUAUUCUGGAAAUUGAUCUGCACACCUGCAACAUGGUCACCGCAAAAGCAGCAACCGCAUUGCUCACAUCACUUCGGCACCUUAGAGAACUGCGCCUCGCACACUGCACCCAGGUCGAUGACACUUCAUUCAUGUCAUUACCCCCGCAGAUGACCUUUGACAGUCUUCGUAUCUUAGACCUCACUGCAUGCGAAGGCGUGAGGGAUGAAUCAGUUGAAAAGAUCGUGCAGUCAGCUCCUCGCUUACGAAACCUCGUACUCGCCAAGUGUCGGUUUAUCACUGAUCGAUCUGUGAUGGCCAUUUGCAGACUAGGAAAAAAUCUUCACUAUGUUCAUUUGGGUCACUGCUCAAACAUUUCCGACGCUGCCGUGAUUGCCCUGGUCAAGUCUUGCAACCGCAUUCGAUACAUCGAUCUAGCCUGUUGCAACCGCUUGACCGACCACAGCGUGCAGCAAUUGGCUACCCUCCCCAAACUGCGACGAAUUGGGCUGGUCAAAUGCCAGGCUAUCACCGAUCAAAGCAUAUUGGCGUUGGCCAAGCCCAGAGUCGCUCAUCAUCACCACCCCAACGGGCACACCAGCAGCGCUAGUAGCCUGGAGAGAGUUCAUCUGAGCUAUUGCGUUCAGUUGAAGAUGGGAGGUAUCCACGCUUUGUUGAACCACUGCCCCCGCUUAACCCACCUGAGUUUGACUGGCGUUCAAGAGUUCUUGCACGAAAGCCUGACUGCGUUCUGCCGAGAAGCCCCUCCGGAGUUCACCCAGCAACAGCGAGAUGUCUUCUGCGUGUUCAGCGGCGACGGUGUCACCCGACUCCGUGAUUACCUGAACCAUAACAAAGCUUCUUACCCGGAAGAAACAGAAGCUACCAUGUACGACGACGACGAGGAACUGGAAGGGGAGGGAGAUGCAGACGAAGGUCAGAUGGCUGGGAUGAUGAACGCCGCUGUCAUCAACGAUGAUGAUGAGGAUGUUAUCGACGUUUCGACGUUGAACACAUGA